This is a messenger RNA of Lizanozyma spartinae, 738 nucleotides long. RefSeq lists its product as uncharacterized. The record is from RefSeq and is a predicted model, not a curated record. Gene Ontology annotation, cellular component: cytoplasm. The transcript is spliced from 2 exons. Bases 1 to 738 code for a protein of 245 amino acids. Gene Ontology annotation, molecular function: protein-lysine N-methyltransferase activity. Gene Ontology annotation, biological process: peptidyl-lysine monomethylation; peptidyl-lysine dimethylation. Lineage: Eukaryota; Fungi; Ascomycota; Pichiomycetes; Serinales; Debaryomycetaceae.
AUGACUGAAGAUAUACGAUUGAAUUCCUCCAACUGGGAUAACUUCUAUAAGGUUGAAAUCACCAAUUUCAAGGCAAACCCUGAAGAUACUGGCGAGUGUUGGUUUGAUGAUUCGGAUGCAGAGCUGAAGAUGAUUGAGUUUUUGAUUGCCAAAAUUAAUAAUUACGAGCUUCCAUUUACGACAACAGCUGAAAAGCCAAUUACCAUCGUAGAUCUUGGAACAGGGAAUGGCCAUUUGCUUUUCCAACUCCGGGAAGAUAUAGAAGAAGAAAUAGAAGUUCCAGAAAUCCAAUUCAAUUUUCAUGGAAUUGAUUAUUCGGAAGAUUCUGUUGCGUUUGCGCAAAGUAUUAAAGAUAACAAAUACGAGGACAACAACCAAUUUCAAUUUGAUCAAGUAAACUUGUUAGAGAAAGAUUCAAAGUUCAUAUUGGAACAUGAAUAUGACGUUUUAUUAGACAAGGGUACAUUAGAUGCUAUUGCAUUAAACCAAGAAGGUAUGGCCGAGUUUGACAACGAGAUAGGAAUGAAUGUCUAUGCCAAACAAGUUGAGCAAAUGAUGCACACCAACUCCAUUUUCUUGAUUACUUCAUGCAACUUUACUGAGGAAGAGUUGAUCAAGAUCGUAGUUGGAAAUACGAAGGGAAGCCUUGAAGUGUGGGAUAAGAUCAACUAUCCUAGUUUUCGAUUUGGAGGCGUUCAAGGUUCAACUAUUUGUUCGAUUGCAUUCAUAAAGAAGUAG